AUUAGUUGGUUUUCAAAUACACACAUUUUACUGGUAAGCAGAUGAGAGAUUGGGAGUACCAUACUCUCUCCUUAUGUAGCUAAGUUAACUCACACUUCCAACCGUUGAGCAAAUAUCCUUUUCCACUCUUCUUUAGCUCUCCACUCUCUUUGUUCCCUGUUUCUUUUUCUGCUGAUGGAGGAGCUCUGCUGUCAUCUCAGUUGACGACCAAGACUUCAUUUUUAUUAACUUUCUGUAUUUGGGUUGCAAGCUAUUCUGGAUCUGUUCUUGACCCUUUUCGUUUUUGCUGAUUUUAGUGGCUAGGAGGGUAUAUAUUCGAGGUAAACAAAUCUGGGUCGACGUGUUCUUGAAGGUUCAUCUCAUGGUUUGACUGAUUAUUUUUGCGCCAGUGAGUCAUUUGGAAUGGGGAUUUGAUCAUCUCGUGUUCGUGGUUGUAUGAACAAGAUUGAUGUUAAAGAUUCCAGUAAAAUAUCGAAAAUCAACACAUGUGAGUGUUUCCAUUUGGGACUUCCUUUUGGACAUGAAAUUGUACCUCUUAUCCCCAAUCAACCUGUCUGUAAGCGGUUUUGGCUUGUUACUACAAAAAUGCUUGAAAGAGAAAUUGCUGCAACCGUGCAAGCAAGUUCAUGCAUUAAUGUUAACAUCACACACUGACAUGAAUGCUUUGUCAUUGAAUUCAAAGCUCAUCGGUGCCUAUGCAAGUUGUGGGGAUCUAGGUUCUGCUGAGCUUGUGUUCCAAAGAACAACAAACCUGAAUAUUUUUGCAUUUAAUUGGAUGAUUUCAGCUUUAGCAUUCCAUGGCUACCCUGAGAAAUCCAUUGGGUACUUCUCUCUUCUUCAACAAUCAAGAAAUAUUCCGAACAAGUACACAUUUGCUGUAGUGUUAAAAGUAUGUGUUGGUCUAAUGGAUCUGAACAAAGGAAAGGAAGUGCAGAGUAUGAUAUAUAGAAUGGGAUUUGAGUCAGAGCUAUCGGUUGCCAAUGCCUUGAUUAAUAUGUAUGGCAAAUGUGGCAGUACGGAAUAUGCUCGUUUAGUUUUUAAUGUAAUGGUCGAGAGAGAUAUUGUAUCCUGGACAUCAAUGAUAUAUUCAUAUGCUAACGUGGGGAAAAUUGAAGAAUCCUUUAUUUUGUUUGAAAAAAUGAGGUUAGAAGGCAUAAAGCCUAAUGAUUUUACAUGGAAUGUAAUGAUCGCUGGAUAUGCUAGGAGAGGAGACUGUGACACAGCUUUUAUGUUACUCUCAAAAAUGAGUGAAGAGGGGUUGACUCCAGAUUUGGUUACCUGGAAUGCAAUGGUCUCAGGGUAUGUUCAGAGCCACAGAUCAACUGAAGCUCUAGCAUUAUUGCAGGAAAUGUUGGAUGCUGGAGUGAAGCCUAAUGAAAUCACGCUCACUGGGCUUCUGCCAGUCUGUGGGUUGAUUGACUCUGCAUAUGCAGGGAAAGAAAUCCAUGGCUUAGCAUAUAGAUUAGAGCUUUUUGCUAAUGUCUUUGUUGCUAGUGCUCUCAUUGACAUGUACAGUCGAUGUGGGAGUGUAGAAGAUGCUUGGAAUGUUUUCAGUUCUGUUCCUUUCAAGAAUGUUGCAUCAUGGAAUGCUAUGUUAAGUUGUUAUGGGAAGCAUGGCAGAAUAGAACAUGCAAUCAAACUUUUUGAGAAGAUGCAGUAUGAAGGAGUGCUGCCAAAUGAAGUAACCUUAACUUCUCUUCUUUCUGCAUGUAGUCAUGGUGGUUUAGUUGAGAAGGGUUUGAAGAUCUUUUGGUCCAUGGAGGAGUGUUAUGGCAUUAGAGCAAGGAAAGAGCAUUAUGCUUGUGUUAUUGAUCUUUUGUGUCGUGUCGGGAGGCUGGAGGAGGCUUACAAUAUAGUCAAAGACAUGGCAAUAGAAGUUACAGAUUCAGUUGUUGGUGCUUUCUUCAGUGGCUGUAAGGUCUAUGCAAGGAGAGAUCUUGCUGAAAAGAUGGCUAAGGAUAUAUUACAGAUGGACCUGAAGAAGCCUGAAGGUCUUGUAGCCCUUUCAAACAUUUAUGCUGCUGAGGGAGAGUGGGAUAAUGUUGAGAAUGUGAGGAACAUGAUGAAGGACAAGGGAUUCAAUAAGAUGCCUGGUUCCAGUUGGUUGUAGAGGAUAGGAAUAGCAUGAUACACAGAAAUAGAUCUAGGAAUGUGACGCCUUUUAAACUAUUAGAUAAUGCAGGCAAAUGGGUCGAGGUAGAGGAAAGGGUAAGAAACUGACUGAUGAUCCAGGAAGUGAUGAGGAAGAAAAGAUCCCUCCACAGAAGAGGAGAGGAAGGCCACUCAAAGAUGACA
Solanum pennellii is the source of this 2295-nucleotide messenger RNA. Its product is annotated as pentatricopeptide repeat-containing protein At5g59600-like. Bases 449 to 2110 code for a protein of 553 amino acids. The transcript has 4 exons. Gene Ontology annotation, molecular function: RNA binding; protein binding. Gene Ontology annotation, biological process: RNA modification. NCBI's taxonomy places the organism in Eukaryota, Viridiplantae, Streptophyta, Magnoliopsida, Solanales, Solanaceae. The record is from RefSeq and is a predicted model, not a curated record.